ACAACCUGCGGGCGCUCUUACAUGCCAAAUCUCGCGCUGUCUGUCAGUGUCAAACCAGACACUUUUACACCACGUUUACCCGGACUCGUUCAAGCAGCGACAUCCUAAAAUAAGCAGUCUUUUCUUCCCUUUGUCUGCCCGUCCUCGCCGUAGCGUCGCGUCUUAAAUAACCGACCUCAAUUGAUCCAAAUAUAGCGCGGGGGCAGCGAGCAUGCGCAGCAGGACGCGGAGAUGCGCACGGAGGAGCUCGACCGUGCACACGCACAAAUGGACACUGGCACGCAGGACGAUUGCCAUGAAGACUGUAUAAUGAACAUCACAGACCCGGAUCCAAAUGGCGAAACUUAUAUGAACUUCAUGAAGAAGCACUGUUGUUAUGAUGCAAUUCCUACCAGCUGCAAACUGGUCGUUUUUGACACAACACUGCAGGUGAAGAAGGCCUUCUUUGCAUUGGUGGCCAAUGGUUUAAGAGCGGCUCCUCUCUGGGACCACAAACUGCAGAGAUUUGUGGGUAUGCUGACGAUCACAGAUUUCAUUAAUAUUCUGCAUCGGUACUACAGAUCUCCUAUGGUUCAGAUCUAUGAACUGGAGGAGCACAAGAUUGAGACAUGGAGAGGUGAUUCAUUUCAAAAUGUUUAUCUCCAGUAUCAUGACCAGUGUCUCAUCAGUAUCACCCCUGAUGCCAGCCUCUUUGAUGCCGUCUAUUCUUUACUGAAACACAAAAUCCACAGGCUGCCGGUCAUUGACCCAGAGUCUGGAAAUGUCCUUCACAUACUGACCCAUAAGAGGAUCCUCAAGUUCCUUCAUAUAUUCGGAACCACUGUGCCAAAGCCUCGCUUCUUGAAGAUGCAGAUUAAAGAUGCAGGAAUCGGGACGUUCACAGACGUGGCCACUGUCUCUCAGACAGCCACUGUGUACGACGCUCUGUCUGUGUUUGUGGAACGACGCGUGUCUGCUCUGCCUGUGGUGGAUGAUGAUGGUAAGGUGGUCGCCCUGUAUUCCAGAUUUGAUGUGAUUAAUCUUGCAGCCCAGAAAACCUAUAAUAACCUGAGCAUGAGCAUGCAGGAGGCGGUGCGCAGGAGACGCUGCUAUGUAGAAGGAGUGAUUAAAUGUUACCCUGACGAGACUUUAGAGACUGUCAUUGACAGAAUAGUCAAGGCAGAGGUCCAUAGGCUGGUGCUUGUGGACAGAGAAGACGUGGUUCGGGGAAUAAUCUCUCUGUCAGACCUGCUGCAGGCUAUAGUGUUAUCCCCAGCAGGUAUUGAUGCUCUUUUUUCCUAAGCUGAGAGGAAAUGUUUGCUCCUGUUUCCUCAUCUAACCAGCACUAGUGUCCAGGUUUGUAAAGCAGAUGAAGUAUGACUGCCAGCGAGAGUAAAGGAAGGAUCUCUUUUUUUUUUUGUACACAAUUACAUUGUAAACCUCAUGGAUUAUGUGUGUAAUAUAUUAAACUCCACAUUUCUCAUUUGAAUGAGAGAUGCUUUAUUAUGAUAAAGUACUGACGAAACGUGUUAAUGUUUUAAUUGUUUUAUUGUAUGGGCGAGCACACACGGGCUGAGAUUUUGAUCAAAUUGAUCAUGGAGUUUCCUCUUUGUGCUAUCUCAUGAAAUGUAUAGUCAGAUUAUCAUGUGUUUUUUCUAAUAAACUGUUCCUCAUGCUCUU
Messenger RNA from Danio aesculapii, 1659 nucleotides. It is a transcript of the gene prkag3a, whose product is annotated as protein kinase, AMP-activated, gamma 3a non-catalytic subunit. The transcript has 13 exons. NCBI's taxonomy places the organism in Eukaryota, Metazoa, Chordata, Actinopteri, Cypriniformes, Danionidae. The record is from RefSeq and is a predicted model, not a curated record. The coding region runs from base 232 to 1281 and encodes 349 amino acids.